Haliotis rubra (blacklip abalone) is the source of this 6369-nucleotide messenger RNA. RefSeq names its product protein HID1-like. Lineage: Eukaryota; Metazoa; Mollusca; Gastropoda; Lepetellida; Haliotidae. The record is from RefSeq and is a predicted model, not a curated record. Gene Ontology annotation, cellular component: Golgi trans cisterna; Golgi medial cisterna; membrane.
GACGUACUUCCUGUUUGGAAUCGGCUGCUGGAACUGCAGUCAGAAUGGGGAAUACAGACACAAAACUUAAUUUCAGGAAAGCUGUCAUUCAGCUAACCACAAAAACACAGCCAAUAGAAGCCAAUGAUGAGGCCUUCUGGGAGCAGUUCUGGUCGGACAGUGUGACAUGCGUUCAGGAUGUGUUCACGCUGAUACCAGCAGCGGAGAUACGAGCGCUGAGGGAAGAGUCACCGUCAAAUCUAGCCACAUUAUGCUACAAGGCUGUGGAGAAGCUGGUGGCUGCUGCUGAGAGUGGCUGCCCCUCACACAGAGAACAACAGACAGUGUUAAACUGUGUGCGUCUGCUGACCAGGAUUCUGCCAUAUAUAUUUGAGGACCCAGACUGGAGAGGCUUCUUCUGGUCCACGCUGCCUGGACACAGUGAGGAAGGGGAGAAUGAAAGUCCACCGCUUGCUCAGUCAUUGUUGAAUGCUCUCUCGGAUCUGCUAUUCUGUCCAGACUUCUCUGUGUCAACAAACAGAAAGUCAGGCCCGGACAACCCAGAAGACAUGGCUUCCAUAGACAGCUGCGAGUACAUCUGGGAAGCUGGAGUGGGAUAUGCCCACUCACCUGCACACAACAACAACCAUGACAUCAACCGCACAGAGAUACUCAAACUGAUGCUGACAUGCUUCUCCGAGACAAUGUACCUGCCUCCUAUAGCUGAUGCACACAGUCAGCCAAAUCAGUGGAUUCAUUUUUUCACCUCCACAGAAAACAGACAUGCCCUGCCUCUGUUUACGUCACUGCUCAACAUGGUGGCAGCCUAUGACCCAGUAGGCUACGGGGUGCCCUACAACCACCUCAUGUUUGCUGAUCACCGGGAGGGACUGGUGGAGAUUGCCCUGCAGGUCCUCUGUGUUACCUUGGAAAACGAGGCUGGCAGUAACCAGAACGUCUCUGUCGAUGGAACAAGUGGUGGAACUGCUAUGGAACAGUCCAGUGAUGCUGGUGGCCCAGACAACCUGUUUGUAAACUACCUGUCCAGAAUACACAGAGAAGAGGACUUCUCCUUCAUACUCCGAGGCAUCACACGUCUGUUGAACAACCCACUGCAGCAGACGUAUCUCCCUGGUUCCUCCAAGAAGAUACAGUUCCACCAGGAGCUGCUGGUGCUGUUCUGGAAGAUGUGUGACAUCAACAAGAAGUUCAUGUUCUAUGUGUUGAAGAGCAGUGAUGUGUUGGACAUCCUGGUACCUAUCCUCUACUUCCUCAAUGAUGCCAGGGCAGAUCAGUCUCGUGUUGGCCUCAUGCACAUCGGAGUGUUCAUUCUGCUGUUAUUGAGUGGGGAGAGGAACUUCGGUGUGCGUCUCAACAAGCCCUACACCGUGAGAGUUCCCAUGGAUAUUCCAGUCUUCACCGGCACUCAUGCGGACUUCCUUGUCAUUGUUUUCCACAAGAUCAUCACCACAGGGCACCAGCGACUGCAGCCAUUGUUUGACUGUCUCCUAACCAUCAUUGUCAAUGUGUCACCAUACUUGAAGACUCUAUCUAUGGUUGCCAGUACCAAGAUGCUGCAUUUACUAGAGGCGUUCAGUACUCCAUGGUUCUUGUAUGCCAGUCCCACCAACCACCAUCUUGUGUUCUUCCUCCUCGAGGUCUUCAACAACAUCAUACAGUAUCAGUUUGAUGGUAAUUCCAACUUGGUGUACACAAUAAUCCGCAAAAGAAAUGUGUUCCAUCAAAUGGCCAACCUGCCAACAGACCAUUCAGCUAUUGCCAAAGCUCUUACCAAGCGUGGGAAGAAGUUCUCCGCUCCGCCUCAAGACACCAGAGACCCACAGACAAUGGAGGGUGCCAUCCCCGCAUCUGAAGCCGAACCUGGCACACUCAAGGCCAGUCUAGCAGCUCUACCUCGUCUUGACAAGAUGACCGAGAGGGCUGCUCCUGAUGAGGGACACAAGGCCCCAACACUGAAGGAGCUGGCGGAGUCCAGUGGGACUCACAAUGUGCAGCCUCCCAGUGAGAUCAGGGACCCUACCUCAGGACAAGGCGAGGAGGCCUCCUCCACAGAAGAUGCAGAGAGUGAGAAGCCAAAACUGCAGAAGGCAAAGAGUUUGCCCACUCCACCAGCCAGCCCUUCCAACAUGACGCCGCCCAUGACUGCAGAGAUUCCAACACGGGCUCCCAUGAUGAGAGCAGGCUCUGCAGCCGGACCAGGAGCAUGGGUUGCCACACCUGACUGGGUCCAGUCCUGGAAGCAGAAGCUGCCAUUGCAGACCAUCAUGAGGAUGUUGCAGGUGCUUGUGCCGCAGGUGGAGAAGAUCUGUAUAGACAAGGGUCUGACAGACGAGAGUGAGAUCCUCAAGUUCCUUCAACAUGGCACACUGGUGGGUCUCCUCCCCGUGCCUCACCCAAUCCUCAUCCGCAAGUACCAGGCUAACAGUGGCACCACCAUGUGGUUCCGUACAUACCUCUGGGGAGUCAUCUAUCUCAGAAAUGUCGACCCGCCUGUAUGGUACGACACGAAUGUCAAGCUGUUUGAGAUCCAGCGUGUGUGAGGGGAUGUCAAGGAAAGGAAGUGUGGAUCUUGUGUGAAGGGAGGGAUCAUUGCAGGAAGUAUCAGCACAAGGAAGUGUGGAUCUUGUGUGAAGGGAGGGAUCAUUGCAGGAAGCAUCAGCACAAGGAAGUGUGGAUCUUGUGUGAAGGGAGGGAUCAUUGCAGGAAGUAUCAGCACAAGGAAGUGUGGAUCUUGUGUGAAGGGAGGGAUCAUUGCAGGAAGCAUCAACACAAGGAAGUGUGGAUCUUUUCAGUGGGGGUAUAUCUAAAUGUGUGGGACACAGAACAAAUAUAUCCUCAACACCAGCAUACCAUGACCAAUAGUGGCUCUAUCGCUGUCAACUUACAUAUAAAUCUGAGUAUGGGAGUAUCACACAUGAAACAGCACUCUGUAUCUGAUGAGUGUAUCUUCGCAGACUAAAAUAUUGCUACACUUGAUAAAAUGCUCCAAGAAUCUUUAUUGGCACUGGCCUACCUAAAUUAAGAUAUAUUUUUCAAUGGUCGCAAGGACUUGGAGUGAACGAGGUUUCACUUAUAGAGACAACUGAAAUACAGGAUAAUGUCACCAGUUGAGUAUAUUCUGUCAUGUGUAAGCUACAUCUUCAUAGCCAUUCCAGUUCAUAAAAAGUACAUCCAUGACUGCCACAACAUCACUCUAUCAGCUUCAGUAUUCAGGAUGUGGAAAUGUCCCAAUUGGUGCAAUAGACUGAUAGACAACAUGCUAUGUCGUUUUGGUUGUGUUUUGAGCCUUGACUUUGGUAAUGUACAUUAUGAUGACUUUAAUUGUAAAUUAUGUGAUAAAGAUUUCCACAUCCCUGAUGUCUGUUAACCACUAGUUCAGAAGGGUAGCCCAGCGGUUAAAGCCCUGGCUCAUCAUGCCACAGCCCUGGUUUAAUUCUACAUAGGGUAUAAUGAGUAAAACAUGAUUGCAUGCCACAUGCUGGUACAUUGUCUGAAUAUUACUAGAAGUGUGAAAACCAAUUUGCUGAAGGCUAAAUCUACUGAAAAACAGUAUGUAGGCUCUUGUGUCAGAGCGAGGCAGUAACGUCAAGGGGGUGUUCAAGUCAGUCUGUUAUUAAACUGUGUAUAUGUUCAAUAUAUAGAUGUUGUUACUGGAUUAUGUAUCUACUAAUCAGGCAAAUGACAUUUUAUAGUCUCCUCCUAACAGCAAAGCUCUUUUAACAUCUUAUCUCUCUAGUUUGCCAUGUUGUUUAUUCUAAAUUACCAUUCCAUUUUAUUGUUUCUUUGACCAUAUAUUCUGUAUAUAAAGAUUGUGCUGUAUAUUUCCUCCGAGCUCUUCAUCACAAAGACUUCACAAUGGGGUGCGCAUGUUGUAUGAGAAUAAUUAUAUUUUACAAUGGUAUAAUAGAAACUGCCAUUUGAAAUACAGUAAACUAUAUUCCAUGCAGUAAUUGGAACAUUUGAGACAUCAAAUUGUCAUAUGUUGUUCAUAAUUACUGAUUGUAAGUGAAUUAUACAAUUACAGGGAGUAGAUUCUUGAGGCAUGACAUACACCAAGUAGAAAUAUCCUCUGGGUUAUGUAUGUUUAUAUGGGUAUCGACUAAUGUGACAUGAGCUAUUUUAUUUCUCAAAAUACUACAGACUAAUUAUGAUGACACAACUUGAGUUUGUUAUUGCCGACAAUUUACUGGUGAUAGUUCUAUCUUAAAUUCUGGAUUUAACAAUACCUAACUGGGUUUGACUGGAUUUAACUGUUUUUCUAUUAUGCAUCAUGUAACCGAAUCUCAAACUCGUUCUCUGUAAGCGUCAAUUUCAAAUGAAUGUUGCAUCCCAUCAUGAGUUCAUUGUCACACAUAAAUAUAUAUACCUGUAAGGGUAUGUUGUAUAUACUCCUUGUUGUGAGUGAGAUGUGGAAUAUGUGACAAGAAUGGUCAGGUUCUGUUAUCUGUGAUCUGCAGCUAGAAGCAAGUGUACUUGCUUAUUAUGAGACAGUUCAUAUUGAAGUCAACCGAUAUACAAACAGGUAGAUGAAGUUUAUAAUCAACCAAUACACAGGCAAUCUGAUGGUUGAAGGUUGAAAGCAACCAAUGCCAACAGGUUGAUACUGAUAAAUAGAUAGCUGAAAACAACCAGCGCCAACAGGUUAAUAUCAACUGAUAUUUUGACAAAUAGAUGGUUGAAAAUAACCAGUGUCAGCAGGCGUAAAGUUUUAUCAAGUGCUUGAUAAUUGAAGGUUGAUACACACAAGAAAUGCUUAUGAUCAGGUCCAGUGUUUUGCGUUAAAGUUUCUUUUCCCAUGAAUUUUGUGUAGAUAAAUCAGUUGUGUAUUCAAGCAUUGUGUUCAGUUUUGUAACAGUUUAGAAGAAAAUGUUCUUGACUUGUAUCAAAUUAGUAACAAAAAUUGUACACAUCAUGCCAGCAUGGUUUCAAAAUGGCUUUUCUUAUACUCUGCAGCAAUUGAAACGGGUACAAAUAACAUGAAAGGGCAUUGACCCCAUGAACAUUGUUCUGAGAUAGAGGAGGUAAUCUGCACCUCACAAUAAGUGGACUUUGUGGGAUGUUGAUCACUGUCAAUUGACCUCAAUGUUUGAAGUUUCUGUGGAAAAGGCCACAAGCUUAUCAAUGUCUUAUAGCAUCUGUUGAUUGUUGGAGUAAGUAACAGGUUUGUCGAUCAGAAUGCAGUUCCAGUAGUUUUGCAGGGAAAGGCAACAGGCACAUCCUGUCAAAUGUGUGAAUACUUGUUUGAUUGGGAAAGGUUUGCAUUGCAUAUAUCUUUACAUUAUUUGAGUUUUUGUGUUGUGAUAACGGGGUAUGUGCAAACAAUGUGGUGUAUUGUAGACCAGGUGUGCUUGUGUUGUGUUUUGCUGAUCAUGAAUAGUGUUACUUUGUUGAUCGUUUGUGUGGCACCACUUAAGUAUUCACCAUCAAUAUCAAAUACAUGUAAUUGAUGGGAAAGUUGUCAUUCGUUUGAAAUGUGUUUGUAGGCAGCUUGGCUUGAAGUUUAGGAUUCAUUGUUACUGAAUAAGAAUUUAUCAAUAACUUUUCAUACAUCAAAAGUACUUUCAAAUGGCUUCAGUCACACAAAUGUUGUUUCUGUUGUUAGUGCAGCACUCUGGUUAUGUUGUUUUGCAGUGUGGAGUCAGGUAGAAUUAGUGUUCAUAUCUAGGUCUAAUAAUUGCUUGUUUAUUGAUAUUUUAUUUAAAACUGGAGUCAGUCAUCAAAUUACAAGAUAGCUUUUUUAUUGACUUAUUUUCUGAAGAAAACUGUUGGUGAGGUGAAAUAAAUUGUAAUGAAAAUGUCAAUUGGCAUCCAAGACUGCUCUACAUUUUGGUUCAUUCAAAAAUAAAAACGAUAAACUAGGCAGAGGAAGAAAAACUUCAGUAAUUUUAAGUUUUGUUUCUCUGUGUGAAAUUGUGGGUCAGGGGAAACUGUUAACCAAGUUUUUAGAUAGAAAAACCUGUUUCUUUCCACACAUCUAUACAGAGGUGAUGGUGGCAUAGCUGUCUAAUAGGUGUACUCAGCAGAUCGAAAGAAUAUAUAGGUACCCAAUACUAAUGAACAUAUUCACUGUAAAACAAUGCAAGGAUAAUGAAUAAUCUUUCCUACAAAGUUUGUCCAUUAAACAGCUUUGUUCAUGGGAACCAUAUAACUUGUAUCAAAAUCCCACUGUCAUACUUGUUAACAAAUAUACAUCAUGUCACAAAGUUUGAAUGGGUGACCAUGGUCAGCUGAAGUCACUAGACUGUUUCAUUUCUUUGUGCCUCACUUUCAGUCGCUCUUUGUUCUUUGUAGUGCUUGUCCUGUUAUGUAACUCAGUGUAAAAGAAAUCCUGUGAAGCAUUUGUAAAUAAAGUCAAGUGUACAAACUGUU